UGGAAAAGCGGAAGUGGGAAAAAAAAGAAAGAAGGAAGAAGAAGAAGGGGAAGGAGAAAUACAGAUAAAACAAAUAGAUGACGGGGACAUGAUCAGCCCGACGCACGGAGGCGCCUUCUGCUGAAGGUAAAUAACAGUAACAACUGAGCUGGUUAGCACGAUGUAGCAUGAUGUAGCAUGAUUUUGGCUCGGCGUCUGCACAGCGCUGGAAUCGAGGGAUGUGAAAACCGCUGACGCAGGACUCACAUUUGUAUUCAGCGAAGUGGACGAAUGCGUUUGGCGUCCGGCUGCUUUGACCUGUAGCCAGACAUACACUGUAUAUUCCCACACACACAAAAAAAAAGUGCUGAUGUGUCAAAAGCUUGUGACCGAGCCCUGUGACACACUCGUCCGUACGGGACACGAUUAGCACGCAGAGGUGGGGGAAAGGAAACAACAGAACUCUCAUGACUCAAACUGAGCUGCGACUACAUCCUGCUGGUGGAGUCAGGACGGUGGAUGGAACUGGCAGUUUUGAGUUAACAAACAAACAAACAUUUUGUUGUGUGAAACGUUCCCCCCAGCCUGCAUGUGGACUGACAGAGAGGUGGUGGGACGAAGAAGAAGAAGACAAAAGAAGAUGUUGACGGUUGAGCCACAGAAGUGAUGGAUGGAGGAGGACAGGGGUGGAGGGCACUAACAUGACACUAACACGUAAAUAGAGAAUCCUUUGAGGAGAAGAUGAAGCUGAACGAACGCAGCGUGGCGCACUACGCCACCUGUGACUCGCCGCCAGACAAGACGGGCUUCCUGUUCAAAAAGGGCGAGCGCAACACCGCUUAUCACCGGCGCUGGUUCGUCCUGAAGAGCAACAUGCUCUUCUACUUCGAGGAGCGCGACGGCCGAGAGCCCAUCGGCGUCAUCGUUCUGGAGGGAUGCACGGUGGAGCUCUGCGAGUCGGCCGAGGAGUUCGCCUUCGCCGUCAAGUUUGACUGCGCUAAAGCACGGGUGUACAAGAUGGCGGCUGACAGUCAAGCGGCCAUGGAGUCGUGGGUGAAGGCGUUGUCAAGAGCCAGCUUCGACUACAUGAGGCUGGUGGUGAAGGAGCUGGAGAGGCAGCUGGAGGAGAUCCAGGAGGCCGCGGGUGGCGGUUGUGCCGGGGCUGGAGUUGCAGGCUUGCAGGGCAGGCCAAAGCUGGCCAGACGGAACUACGUGUCACGGUCCAGGUCUGGAGCAUCCUCGUCUUCAUCGUCCUCCUCUUCUUUAUCAUCAUCAUGCGCCCUUCCCAUGUCAAUUCCCUCAUCUGCUCAAAAGAGCAUCCAGGAUGAGGUGCAUAGAGAGAAUGGGGUUGGGUGGAGUAAACCACCAGUUGCCUUGGCUAAUGGUUUUGUUGAGGGAGGGUCUUCCUGCGUGGCCUGGGAUGGCUGUGCAGACUCUGGGAAUAGCAUUGGGAUCUGUGAUGGGGCAAGGGCCCCCCCAGUGCCACCGAGGAGAAGAGGAGCGUCUCUGGAAAGCCCCGUGUCCCCCGGCACUGUCUGUUUCUCCAAACUCCAUGAUUGGUAUGGCAGAGAGGUGGAGGACCUGAGAACGCAGUGGCUGCAAAGCCAGUGAUGAUGAUGGAAAACGUGUUGUUUCUUUUUUUCCACAGUUACGUCAUUCCUUCCUUAACAUCCUGAAAUGUUACACCCUUCUGGGCCCAACAGAAAGGCAAGAAAACUUUGACCUAAUUGCAGAAUGCAGUCUUAUCACCAAUCAAAUAAAACUUUGACAUUGAUUCCAGAUCUUGUCUGGUACAGGGGGAAUCAGUCUGUCUUAAAGAAUAACACUAUCCACGGUACAAUCCAAGCAAUUUUAUAAAAGUUUAAAAGUUUUGCUCAGUGCAAUUUUCCAAGGACAGUUAUAAGUGUUAAGAAAUUCAAAAUGUUUUUGUGGCCUUGUUUUAAGGUCUGGUUGUAGGAACAUGAUCUAAAUUAAUGUUUUGCUCAAGUCAAACAUUAUGCUAUUGUGCUAAGUGUCUGAACAAAACCAAACAACUACAAAUAACCACUAAAAUCACCACAGCUCCGUAUUUUUCGGAUGAAAUGGGAAAGGCUUUCAUGAUUCAGUUAUAUGCAAAUAAAAAUAACAAAGGUCACUUAAUUAGAGACUUUGCACCAAACAAAUCGAAAAUACAGUAGAUCAGGUUAGUGUAGUGAUUCCACGGUGCAUGGAAAAUUAGGUCGCUCAUGCGGUGCUAUCCAAACUUUUCACUGUUGGUGAUGAAACGGUGCACAACUGCUCAGAACUAAGCGCAUGAAUCAGGAAAUCUGUCUGAUAAAAUGAAAGAAAGAGCAGGGAAACAUUUGAACAUCUAGCUCUCGGCAUCUAAAUUCAUGGCUUCACCUUUUGUUUUGGUAACUUUAAACUAACUUUACACUAAGAUUUUCUCUAAUAUACGACCUCUUGCAGAGACACGAGGUUACUCUUGGGAAUAGAAGUGUUGGGGGGAGGGGGUGACGACUACUCCCACCAGGGCAUAUUCUCUCCUUGGAGACCUUGUGGUUGCUAUUGUCAGAGCAUCCUCUCGACAGUCACUGGGGACCGUGGUGGGAGCUGGAUGUCUCGCUCAGAGCAACACACCCUGGUAUUUUUAGCCCUUGGUAGCCAGGGGCCAGAUGAUGUUGUGUCAUAAGAGCGCUUGUCACUUAGUUCUCCUUUUGACUCUUGUAUUUUCAGAAAAGCAGAAUUGUUUUUUUUAUCCUUGAACUUAAUGCGACUUAGAACGUGUCCUCUGAAUUCUCUCAUCAUUUCUUGUUAUACAAUCGAAUCUUAAUGUUAUCCAACUCUUAUGUUUUGUCUGUUACGACUAAUUAAUCUGAAUGUUACCAGAUGAGUGUACGUGUUCGAAGCCUAUACUGUAUGUGAAUGUCUGACUAUAUUCCAUGUUGGAAAAUUAACACCAGCAGUCUGCGAAAUGGGCCUUUUUUAAAAAAAAAAUUGCUCAUACUAGUGCGUUCUAUAUCCAAUCACAUAGCCAUUUCCAUUUUUGUUUUAUACGUGCCUUAUGUUCUCUUUAUACCUCUGCUUUUUGCACUUUUAACCAUUCUCACAUAGAACUACGGUGACUGGAGGGUUUGUCUUUCCCUCUUUUUCGAUUGUGUUUCAUAAAAGAUCGUUAUAGUUUUCCUUUUCCUUUGCUGCCAAUGGUUAAUUUCUGGUGCGAUCACUUUAUUUGACAGUGGCUCAGUUCCUUCAGUCUGCAUCAAUGCACAGCACUGUUGUCACUGUUGCCCACUUUGCUUGUGGGAGGGAGUGGUACAGUGUUAUUGUUUUUUAAACAGCAAUAUCAAAGAGGCUUCCUUUUUGUUUUUAUGCAUUAUCUAAAAAUGUGGUUGCAUUACUGCCAAUUUGAUUAACUCCAGAAUUCAGAAUAGACUGUAAUCACAAAUAACAAUAUAUCUGUUUUUACAAUAAUAUUAAAUGAAAUUUGGGAAAUGUGUCAAAUUGAACAUUAAAAUGAUAAAAUGUGUCUCUAUCUUUAUCCCAGGAGUGCCAAAUGAGGGGAGCAACCCUAAAUGCACAAUAAUAUAUCUAUUUUUUCCCAACUUUCAUGAUUCUUGUAACAAUUCACAAUAUUAUGGCACAAAUUAUGAGUAUUAUAUUAAAUAGCCAAUCAUAUUUUACCCAUUCUCCUGAUGUGUCACUCUGAAAAGAUGUUUGUCAACCAAGCAUUUGCUGCAAACCAACUAAAUAAUAAACUGUUAAUCCGC
Molecule: messenger RNA, 3728 nt
Organism: Scophthalmus maximus (turbot)
Lineage: Eukaryota; Metazoa; Chordata; Actinopteri; Pleuronectiformes; Scophthalmidae
Gene: pheta1
Product: PH domain containing endocytic trafficking adaptor 1
Exons: 2
Coding region: 721-1590 (289 amino acids)
Biological process (GO): retrograde transport, endosome to Golgi; endosome organization; receptor recycling
Cellular component (GO): early endosome; trans-Golgi network; recycling endosome
Source: RefSeq, a predicted model, not a curated record